Messenger RNA from Exaiptasia diaphana, 2290 nucleotides. Its product is annotated as BTB/POZ domain-containing protein 3-like. The coding region runs from base 21 to 1331 and encodes 436 amino acids. NCBI's taxonomy places the organism in Eukaryota, Metazoa, Cnidaria, Anthozoa, Actiniaria, Aiptasiidae. The record is from RefSeq and is a predicted model, not a curated record. Gene Ontology annotation, cellular component: cytosol. Gene Ontology annotation, biological process: neurogenesis. Gene Ontology annotation, molecular function: protein binding. The transcript has a single exon.
UUGUAUUGAAGAAUCAAAAUAUGGAGUCUUCAAACUGGCAAACACAAUUUUCUACUCUCAGAGAACGUAGUAAGUACGCGUUCGACAAUUCAUUGUUCUGUGAUGUCGAGUUCUCGGUUGCAGACGGCGAUGGAAACAAAGUCACCAUUCCAUCCAACAAGUACGUGCUGGCUASCACCAGUCCUGUCUUUGCUGCCAUGUUUUACGGUCAUCUAGCCGAGAAUAAACCAACUAUCGACAUACCAGACUGCACUAAGGAAGGACUACAAGAACUCCUUCGUUAUGCACAUUGUGAAGAAGCCAAUCUAACCGGAAGUAUCGUAAUGGAGGUACUCUACCUCGCCAAGAAGUACAUGAUGCCAUUCCUCGAAAAGAAAUGUAAAGAAUACCUCGAGACUGACGUUGGUCCAGAAGAUGUGUUCAUUGUUUUACCACAAGUACAGAAAAUGGGAGAUAAAAACCUUCAAGAACACUUGUGGGAAAUUGUUGACAAGCAAACUCAUCGAGCUAUUUCUUGUGAAUCAUUUCUGGAUGUAUCUAAAGUACUGCUUUGCCAAGUGCUCAAAAGAGACACUCUUAGCGCAUCUGAAGUGCAUCUUUUCGAAGCUGUAGAUAAAUGGGCUACCAAGCAGAUUGAUAAAAGAGAAUUGGUUUGUGAWGGYRAWGAAAAAAGAGCCAUCCUUGGAGAAGAUCUCAUCCGACUGAUUCGAUUUCCACUUAUGUCUCAAAAGGAGUUUGUUGAAACUGUGCUUCCAAGUAAAAUUCUGAAUAUGGAUGAAAUAACACUGGUGCUUCAAAUCUUGAAUGACAUAAAUCCUGCGGCGAACAUCUUUAUUAAUAAGAGAAGACGACAAUUCAGCCCUGCAUAUUUAGUGAUAUCAAGAUUUAGAAAUUGUAGUCCCAAUUCAUGGAGUUACAGAGGAUCAGUAGAUGCUAUAAACCUUACUGUCAACAAAGAUGUCAAUCUGGUGGGUGUUCGAUUAUUUGGCAGAGAAGGCUCCAACUACUAUGUGGCAUUGAAAAUCUACAAAUACAGUCGAAGUGAAUUUCACGUUCCCGUCACGUCCUCGUCGUCGUUCAUGAGUGAAGAGAUAGAUGGUUUGUACCAUGGAUUCACGGUUACUCUUCAUAAAGCUGUGCGUCUGGUCUCAGGUCAGGUGUAUAUACUGGAAGCUAAAAUUAGUGGACCAGAGUCAUAUCGUGGAAGCGAUGGCCAGGAAAGUGUAGAGGCUGGAGAUAUUGUAGUAACUUUCGCUCCUGCUUCUCAGUCUAACAACGGUACUGAUGUUAACGGAGGUCAGUUUCCUUCGCUUAUUUUACAACAUCUGUGAUUGGAAAGGGAUACUUUGUAUUAUCGGACUUUUUGAGAAGCAGAUCAAAUAGUCAAAAACGAACAAUUUUCUUUCAUUUUUUGUUACAAAGAAUAGAAUUUUGUUUACACUAAGCUCUCAGUCUUGACCGCUGGCUCAUAUAUCGUCGCCAAGAUAGGCUAAUGUAGCGUGAAGUCGGGCUACAUUGUAGCUAGCAUAAUAUUGAGAUGAAACUUGCGGCGCGAGAUAACUGCUACGGUUCAUGAUAUGCACGGUAAAAAGUAUUUUUAGCAUUUGAUCGUUAUAUAUUGGAUUGCAAGUGCAUGACACUGUAAAAAAUCGCGCUCCCCGAAGGUUGUAAAUAUAAUGGAAAUGUGAUGUAAAUUUAAUUUCCAUUAUAUUUCCAUAUUAUUGAUCACCGAAUUCUGCUGAAUAAGCUCUCGGGUUUUGGGUUACACCCUUCCCUAGUCAGAUGGGUUGCCGCAUUUCUACUGGGGAGAUCUCAAUGUGUCCAAAUUGAUAGCUCGUUGUCAGUUUAUAAAUCUCCAAAUGGUGGAAUACCCCAAGGGACAAAAUUGAGUCCUAUAUUGUUCAUGGUUGAUGACCUUGUACGAUUCGUCGGUCCUAGGAUUAAGUAUGUAGAUGAUUUAUCUAUACUAGAAAUAAUUCCUCGCAAUGCUCCGUCCUUAAUGAGUCACACCGUUAAUGAUAUUAACAACUUUGCACAUAGUAACAACAUGCAGCUAAAUCCUAGUAAAUGCAAAGAGAUGAGGGUUGAUUUUUUGCAGUUCAAUAGUUCCCAGUGCCGUCCAAUAGCGGUUAGAGGUUCCGUCAUCGAGUCUGUCUCUUGUUUCAAACUUUUCGGAGUGUACAUCUCUUCGGACCUCAGUUGGUCGUCCCACUGCGACUAUGUGAUCAAGAAGUCAAACCGUCGUCUCUACGCACUUAGAAAAAUUAAAGCAUGUGGAGUCACAGAUAAA